Brugia malayi is the source of this 399-nucleotide messenger RNA. The record is from the annotation of a RefSeq genome assembly. NCBI's taxonomy places the organism in Eukaryota, Metazoa, Nematoda, Chromadorea, Rhabditida, Onchocercidae.
GGUUUAUACUCCAUAUCGCCAGCAAUUUUCAACGAUAAAAUAAUAGCACCAUUUUCAAACGGUGAACUAAUAGCCUUUAAUGAAGAUGGUAAAAAAUUGUGGAGCCAAAAAUUGUUCACAAACCUUUUUGAUACACCGCUCACAGAUAUAACUACCACACCAAGAGUAUGUGACAACAUUUUAAUAGCCAAAAAUAACUCUUACAUUUAUAGUAUUGACGUAAAAUCAGGAAAUAUUUUAUGGUCCAAGCCACUAAAGGUAAAAAGUGUAUCAGACAUUGAGUCAUAUUAUAGUCCACUUAUCCCUGUAAAGGAACAAAAAACAGGUGGUAGAAUUUUUAUAGUGACUAAAGACAACAAAGUAAUUGGCAUCGAUAUACAAAGCGGAGAAGUAGUCUGG